CGCUUCUUUCACAGGCGCAAGGAGAAGGCGUAGUGCGGCAAGCUGUUACCGGGGCGCGGAGGGAUACAAGCGCCGGGCACAGGGGGGAGUAGUGCGGCUUAGUUACGCCGGUCCUUUUUGGCGAGUGGUACAUCCCCGCGUGAUGCUCCGCUUGAGACCGCGACGUUUCUUUUAAAAAAAAGACACCCAAACUGCGGGUGGGGUGGUCGUCGACGUUUUUGCUUAGCUUCAGUUGCGAGAGCCGGUUGAGGAGCGACAACUUUUCAGUGACGCACUCACCUAAGCCGCCUUUCCUUUCCCCCUCCUCUCGCCUCAAGACUGGUCGUACCACCAUUUUAUCUUUAUUUCCCCCAUUUCCCGCGCACCUCAAGACGUUUUAACGCCAAUCCAGCCGAGAGGGAGCACCUCUCAAGCCGUGCAUCACCUGCAAGAAGGAGAAGAGUGACUGCGCCAACAUGGGGUAUGGCCGGUCAGACAGUUACCGCGUUGCCACCACACAGGACAAAGACGACCGAUCCCCCAAGAAGAAGAAGGGGGCGACGACGGGAACCAAGGACAUGGACGACCUGAAGAAGGAAGUGCCGAUUACGGAACACAAGAUGUCCGUAGAAGAGGUAUGCAGGAAAUUCCAGACCGACAUUGUCCAGGGACUGACAAAUGCCAAGGCAGCAGAGGUUUUGCUCAGGGAUGGCCCCAACGCUCUCACCCCACCUCCCACCACUCCGGAAUGGGUCAAAUUCUGUCGCCAGCUCUUCGGCGGCUUCUCCAUUCUCUUGUGGAUCGGCGCCAUCCUUUGCUUCCUGGCUUAUGCCAUCCAGGCCGCCACUGAAGACGACCCUGCCGGAGAUAACUUGUACUUAGGUAUCGUGCUCACAGCUGUCGUCAUCAUUACUGGUUGCUUCUCAUAUUUCCAAGAGGCCAAGAGCUCCAAAAUCAUGGAGUCUUUCAAGAACAUGGUGCCUCAGCAAGCGCUGGUGAUCCGAGAGGGUGAGAAGGUACAAAUUAACGCAGAAGAAGUGGUGGCCGGAGAUUUGAUCGAAGUGAAAGGAGGAGACAGGAUUCCCGCUGAUAUCCGAGUCGUUUCAGCACAUGGCUGCAAGGUGGAUAACUCCUCCCUGACAGGGGAAUCAGAGCCUCAGAGCAGGUCACCUGACUGUACCCAUGACAACCCCUUGGAGACCCGAAAUGUGGCUUUCUUCUCUACCAAUUGCGUGGAAGGCACGGCACGUGGCAUUGUCAUUUGCACUGGCGACCGCACUGUCAUGGGACGCAUCGCUACCCUGACGUCCGGCCUAGAGACGGGCAAGACCCCCAUCGCCAAAGAGAUUGAGCACUUCAUCCACAUCAUUACCGGUGUUGCCGUCUUUCUUGGUGUCACCUUCUUCAUCCUGGCCCUCAUCCUGGGCUACACCUGGCUGGAGGCUGUUAUCUUCCUCAUUGGCAUCAUCGUGGCUAACGUACCUGAAGGCCUGUUGGCCACUGUCACUGUCUGUCUGACGCUAACCGCCAAGCGUAUGGCAAAGAAGAACUGCCUGGUGAAGAACUUGGAGGCCGUGGAAACGCUCGGCUCCACCUCCACCAUCUGCUCUGACAAGACAGGCACCCUGACCCAGAACAGGAUGACCGUGGCCCACAUGUGGUUCGACAACCAGAUCCACGAGGCCGACACCACCGAGGAUCAGUCUGGCGCCUCGUUCGACAAGAGCUCUGUGACGUGGCAAUCUCUGGCCCGCAUCGCCGCUCUGUGCAACCGCGCUCAGUUCAAGGCGGGACAGGAUUCGGUGGCCAUCCUGAAGCGCGACGUGGCGGGAGACGCCUCCGAAUCGGCCCUGCUCAAGUGUAUCGAGCUGUCCUGCGGUUCAGUCAGGAUGAUGCGCGACAAGAACAAAAAAGUGGCCGAGAUCCCCUUUAAUUCCACAAACAAAUACCAACUAUCCGUGCACGAAACUGAGGACCCCAAUGACAACCGCUACUUGCUGGUGAUGAAGGGAGCUCCCGAAAGGAUCCUGGAUCGCUGCUCCACCAUCCUACUGCAGGGCAAAGAGCAGCCCAUGGAUGAGGAGAUGAAGGAAGCCUUCCAGAACGCCUACAUGGAGCUGGGAGGACUAGGAGAAAGAGUGUUAGGAUUUUGCCACUUAAUGCUACCAGAGGACCAGUACCCAAAAGGCUUUGCUUUUGACACCGAUGACGUCAACUUCCAGACAGACAACCUUUGCUUCGUGGGUCUCAUGUCCAUGAUCGACCCACCCCGAGCCGCUGUGCCCGACGCCGUGGGCAAGUGCCGAUCCGCCGGUAUCAAGGUCAUUAUGGUCACUGGAGAUCAUCCAAUCACUGCCAAGGCCAUCGCCAAGGGAGUGGGCAUCAUCUCUGAGGGCAACGAGACGGUGGAGGACAUCGCAGCUCGUCUCAACAUUCCCGUCAGUCAAGUCAACCCCAGGGAUGCCAAGGCUUGCGUUAUCCAUGGCACUGACUUGAAGGAUCUCUCUCAGGAUCAGAUGGAUGAUAUUUUGAGGAAUCACACUGAGAUUGUCUUUGCUAGAACCUCCCCUCAGCAAAAACUGAUCAUUGUCGAGGGCUGCCAGAGACAGGGUGCUAUUGUAGCUGUGACUGGCGAUGGUGUGAAUGACUCUCCCGCCCUGAAGAAGGCCGACAUCGGCGUGGCCAUGGGAAUUUCAGGUUCCGACGUGUCCAAGCAAGCCGCUGACAUGAUCUUGCUGGAUGACAACUUCGCAUCCAUUGUCACUGGUGUGGAAGAAGGCCGCCUGAUUUUUGAUAAUUUGAAGAAGUCCAUCGCAUAUACUCUGACAAGUAACAUUCCAGAGAUCACGCCCUUCCUCCUCUUCAUCAUUGUCAACAUUCCCCUACCACUGGGCACGAUCACCAUCCUCUGCAUUGACCUGGGAACCGACAUGGUGCCCGCUAUCUCACUGGCCUACGAAGCGGCUGAGAGCGACAUCAUGAAGCGUCAGCCCAGGAACCCGUUCAGGGACAAGCUGGUGAACGAGCGUCUCAUCAGCAUCGCCUACGGACAAAUCGGUAUGAUCCAGGCCCUGGGUGGUUUCUUCUCCUACUUUGUCAUCUUGGCCGAAAAUGGUUUCCUGCCCAGUCGGCUGGUGGGCAUUCGUUUGGAUUGGGAUGACCGUGCCUGCAAUGACUUGGAGGACACCUACGGACAACAAUGGACGUACGAGCAGAGGAAGAUUGUGGAGUUCACAUGCCACACGGCCUUCUUUGUCAGCAUCGUGGUGGUGCAGUGGGCCGAUGUCAUCAUCUGCAAGACCAGACGCAACUCCGUCUUCCAGCAGGGCAUGAAGAACAAGAUCUUGAUCUUCGGCCUGUUUGAGGAGACGGCCCUGGCUGCCUUCCUGUCCUACUGCCCCGGGAUGGAUGUGGCCCUCAGGAUGUACCCCCUCAAGCCUUCCUGGUGGUUCUGCGCCUUCCCCUACAGUUUCCUCAUCUUUGUUUAUGAUGAAAUCCGAAAGCUUCUCAUCCGCCGGAACCCUGGAGGUUGGGUGGAGAAGGAGACCUAUUAUUGAUCGUCGGAGCAUCUUGUUGCUCAUCACCCUCUGCCCCGACCCUUCUUCCCUCCCUCCCUCCUUCCUGCCUCCCUCAUCUUGUUCCACCUACUCUCCUCUUUCCCCUCUUCUUCCUUUCCAGACAAAAAAACGAAACGCUUCGAAGCAAUUUUCAUCCCAACUGCCCCAAAGAUUCAAAACAGCAAAAGCACCUUUACGACUUUCUACAUCCACUCUGCCCCUUCCUCAACCUGUCCACCCCCUCCCAUAUGAUAGUCUUUGCAUGUGUUCUUUCACUGCUGUGUACAUAAACCAAUAUAAUAAUAUUAAUAAUAUCUACCAAACGGCAGCUGCAUAUUAUGUUAUGUAGAUUCCAAGGAGCCGACUCGGCUGAAAAAGGGCCACCCUCGCGUCCCACCAAUCCCCCCCCCCCCCCCCCCCAUCUCCCACCCUCAAAUCCCAGCCCUUGCACACACAAAUAGCCAUCACACAGACUGACUACCACCUGCGCCACAGUGUUGUUGUUGUGUUUAUUUUCUUAAAUGUGUCAGGUAGGGGGACUGAUUCACUGAUUUUUAUUUUGUUUGUUUUUUUAAACAGAGGGGUGGGGGGCACACCAAGGCAUCCCGCACCCCCCUCUGGUCCCCCCUCCCCUGUUUUUGUCUCGUUUGUGUACACUGUGUGAGAGCAUUGUUCUUGUUACUAUGACUGCCCCGACCCCUUCCAUUAACAAAUCUUCUGUGUGCUCUAGGAAAUCUAUAUAAUUCUAUACUGAAUUUAAAAAUGACACCCAUACAAUAAAAGAGGAAAUGUUGAAAAAAAAAAAAAAAGAAAGGAAAAAAAAAAAACAAUGAGAAAACAACCCAUUUUUUGCGUUUCCUUUGGCCCGUUCUGUUUCAAAAUGGACGCCGCUCAUGUAGGUGUGUGAAGAUGAGGAUGACGCCCUGGUCCAAGUGUGUGUGCGUGUAUGCGUCUCAGGCUGGCUGCUUCAAGGUUGAUGUUCAAGAGGGAUUGAAAAGAAUACAAAACAAAGUACUAUUACGAACGUGUGUCAAAUCAAUGAACACAACACCAAUAAAACGUAGAAACAUUUAAUACAACCUCA
Corythoichthys intestinalis (scribbled pipefish) is the source of this 4620-nucleotide messenger RNA. RefSeq names its product ATPase Na+/K+ transporting subunit alpha 3b (gene atp1a3b). The coding region runs from base 456 to 3536 and encodes 1026 amino acids. Gene Ontology annotation, molecular function: ATP hydrolysis activity; P-type sodium:potassium-exchanging transporter activity; ATP binding. The record is from RefSeq and is a predicted model, not a curated record. Gene Ontology annotation, biological process: sodium ion export across plasma membrane; intracellular sodium ion homeostasis; potassium ion import across plasma membrane. Lineage: Eukaryota; Metazoa; Chordata; Actinopteri; Syngnathiformes; Syngnathidae. Gene Ontology annotation, cellular component: plasma membrane. The transcript is spliced from 22 exons.